Molecule: messenger RNA, 987 nt
Organism: Peronospora matthiolae
Lineage: Eukaryota; Oomycota; Peronosporomycetes; Peronosporales; Peronosporaceae
Source: the annotation of a GenBank genome assembly
AUGGCGACGUGCAGACAACUCACUGAGGUGCUCGUGCUGCUAAUGUUGACAGCAGCGGCCGUUGAAGGCAGGUGUAUCAUGACGCAAACAUGUGUGAAUCCCGACAAUGUGCCUGACUACGACGAGUGCAUCCCCGAAGCGCACAAAGAGCCGCAGGAUCCGCAACCGAUGACAGGAGGUAACUGGCCGCGUGCUGUCGGUGGCGGUAAAUGUACUCAUGACACCGACUGUAAUGACAAGGGCCAAUGUCUUGACGGUGGCUGUGUCUGUCGCCAAGACGGCAUGACUGCUGGUUCGUUUUGCGACCAGUUUGCUAUUCAGUGCCCCACGUACAUGGCCAGUGCCUGUUGUUCGUGGCAGCAGAAUGAAGCUAUGGCAGAGAAUUUCAAGCUGCUGGCCAGUGUCUUUGCCAAAAACAGUGUCGGUGGCUGUGACGCCUGUGCUGCAAACCUCAUGGAGCUGUGGUGCGGUCUCGUGUGCUCGCCGGAGCAAGAUGAGUUCAUGCAACUGGCCCAUGCGUGGCCAAGUACGACGUACCGCCCAGAUCCACUGACAGGCAACGAACGAGUCAAAGUGCUGGAGCUCAUUGUGGCACUGGACAAGGACUUUACAUGUGCCGUUUUCGAUUCGUGCAAGAACACGGCAAUGGCGUCAAUGGCUGCGGCCAUGAAGUCGUCGCUUGGGUUUCUCAAUUACCAGAUUGUGCUGAAAUGCUCGAAUUAUUCCGAGAUUGUGACGAGGCGCGAGACGCUGCCGACGCAGGCUCAGUUGUUGGAGUCAAUCGCAUCCGAGUCGGUGGACGACAAGCAGUGUCCUUGUGGGGCAUGCCGUGCGACAUGUGACACACACAAUAGCGGAAAUAGCCACAUUCACGUCGUGGACAACCCGAUUUCCAUGUUCGCUGGCUUUAGUACGAAGCUUGUCACUGCUGUCUAUGGACUGCUCGUGGUGUUCGUAGUCGUCUAUAAAAGGUGGAAACGUCGGUGA